GCCUGCACUCGGCAGAUAACCUCUUCGCUCGUGUCUCAGGACGCUGCUGAAGUGAUGUGUGUUCCGUCGGCCAAGUUCACCCAGUGUGAGGGCGUGUUUUUUUUAAACGUGUGAAGACUGAAAAGUAAUAAUACAUACAUGGAUGGGCGUUGAUCGAGAUCCCACCAAGGAAAAAAAAAUCCUGGCUACGCCUAUAACCACAUAGAUCAAAGUUUUUUUAAAAGUCAGUUUUACAUUUUAAACUUUGUUGCCACGAAUAAAACUGCAUGAUAUACAGCAAAUUCCAGAAUGACAGCCCCAAAGAAACCUUCCUUUGCCAGCGUGUCGCUGUGCUUAGUUGUUCUUACCCAUCUUGCUUUGUCCACUCAGAGUGUUAUGUCUACUGAGCCAAUGUCCACUGAGCCAAUGUCCACUGAGCCAAUGUCCACUGAGCCAAUGUCCACUGGGCCGAUCUUGGAUCCUUGUAAAGCGGAUGCAUUUAUAGGUGACAUUGCUCUUGACGCUGAAGAUCGGCAUGUAGUCCAAGGUAACUUUCAAAAAGAUUACGUCAGUAGAUCUGUAAGUAACAACAGAAACAAGAAGAUGCCCAACACACCGGAAGUCAAGAGGAGACGAAAAAGCAAGAGAAACAAGAGAGCCGCUACUUCUGUUCGAGACAGACUCUGGGAUUACGGCGUGAUUCCUUAUCAAAUAGAACCCAUUUUUACAAGCGAGACCAAAGUCCUAAUGAAACAAGCCAUGAAACAUUGGGAGAACUACACUUGUAUUACUUUCAUAGAGAGACAGCCUAAAGAGCACAACUUUAUUUUGUUCACUAAAAGUCCGUGCGGCUGUUGUUCUUUUGUUGGUAAGAAAGGAAGCGGUGGCCAGGCUGUUUCCAUAGGCGAGAACUGCGACAGCUUCGGAGUCAUCAUCCACGAGCUAGGACACGCCAUUGGGUUCUGGCACGAGCAUACCAGGCCUGACAGAGAUAGACACGUGCAGAUUAACAGCAAGAAUAUCAUCCCUGGCCAGGAAUACAAUUUCAAUAAAUUAACUUCAGACGAUGUCAAUUCAUUGGGUGAAACAUAUGACUUCGAUAGCAUUAUGCAUUAUGCCAACAAUACGUUUGCAAUCAAUAUAAGAUCAGAAACCUUGCUUCCAAUUGCUAAGCCUGGCACCAUGAGGCCUCAAAUAGGGCAAAGAGUUCGACUCAGUGACCUUGACAUACGACAAACCAAUAAACUCUACGCAUGCCCAAGCUGUGGGCGAACCUUCCAAGAAAGAAAACAACAGUUUACUCACACUCCAAAAAGAGGAUCUCGAGAAAUAUGUCAAUGGCGAAUCUCAGCUGCGCAUGGAGAAAAAAUAACUCUCAAUAUAACAAAUUUAGAUAUACCAACAUCAUUUAACUGUAGAAGUCACUAUUUAGAAGUUAAAGAUGGACAUUACCUAAAGUCGCCACUUUUAGGACGGUUCUGUGGGAAUCAGGUUCCAGAUACUUUGAUAUCAUCAGGUCCACGUCUCUGGAUAGAGUAUCGAACUGAAUAUGGACAGGGACAAGGCUUCACAAUAGCUUAUGAAGCGCUAUGUGGUGGAGAAAUCAAGAAAGAAGAAGGCAUUAUAUCCAGCCCUAACUACCCAGACCACUAUGUACCUGAAAGAGUUUGUGUCUGGCAAAUUACUGUUCCUAUAGAGUUUACUGUAGCCCUUAAGUUUCAGACAUUUGAUAUUGAAAAUCAGUUUAACUGUCAGAUGGAUUAUCUUGAAAUUAGAGAUGGGCCAUCAGAAACAUCUCCAUUGAUUGGAAACUUCUGUGGUAACAAAAUUCCAGAGGAUAUCCAGUCAACUGGUCAUCAGUUGUACCUCAAAUUUAUCAGUGAUGCGUCAGUUCAGAGAUCUGGAUUCUUUGCCAUGUUUACCAAAGAGUAUGAUGAAUGUAGCUCAGAUGAACACGGCUGUGAUCAAGUAUGUGUCAACACGCUAGGAAGCUACACGUGUGCCUGUAGAGAUGGCUACAAGCUACAUGCUGAUGGCAAGAGGUGUGAAGAUGCCUGUGGUGGCUACCUUGACUCAGAGAAUGGUACUAUCAGGUCACCUUCCUAUCCUAAGCUGUAUCCUUCAAACAAAAACUGUAUAUGGAAACUGGUGGCACCACCUGGACAUAGAAUUACAGUCAAUUUUACUCAUUUUGAUUUGGAAGGUCAUCUGCCAAGCUGCCAGUUUGACUCUGUACGUAUCAGCACUCCAGGAGACGAGGGUGAUGCCAAAGUAUUUGGUGUUUUCUGCGGCCACAAGUUCCCAGCACCCAUCACAUCAGAUAACAACAGUCUAAAAAUAGAAUUCAAUUCUGAUAACUCUGUACAGAAAACUGGGUUCACUGCUGAGUAUUAUACAGACAAAGAUGAGUGUAGUGUGAACAAUGGUGGAUGUCAACAUAUAUGUAGGAAUAACAUAGGCAGCUUUGUUUGUGAUUGUCCUGAAGGUUUUACAUUGAAUGAUGAUCUACGUUCUUGUAAGGAAGCUGGAUGUCACCAUGACAUAAAAAGUCAUUAUGGAGUGAUCACAAGUCCUAAUUACCCAGAAUACUAUCCCAGCAGAAGUGAAUGUGUAUGGCAUUUCUCAACAGCUCCUGGCCAUAGAAUUAGACUCCAGUUUAGAGCUUUUGAAGUUGAAGCUCAUCAGCAAUGUACCUAUGAUUAUGUUGGUAUCUAUGAUGGAAACUCUAGCAGUGCUGCUAACAUUGGCAGACUUUGUGGGCCUCGUAUUCCCAAGCCAGUGACAUCCAAUAGUAAUCAUCUGUACAUGACCUUGAUUUCUGAUGCUUCUGUCCAGAGGAAAGGUUUUGAAAUUGAGUAUGACACAGUUUGUGGAGGUCAUCUGGAGGCUUCAGCAUCUCCUCAAAAAAUCUGGUCACAUCCUCGCUUUGGAGACAAUGUGUAUGAUAACAAUCAGACAUGUGAGUGGAAGUUACAUGCCAAAGAAGGCCAGACUAUUGAGCUGCAAUUUACAUUCAUGGACUUAGAAGAGGAUUCUGACUGUGGGUAUGACAAUGUAACCAUCUAUGAUGGACUUCUAGAUAAUUCUCGACCACUUGGGACAUUUUGUGGAACUGAGUUACCAACUCUGAUAUCAUCCAGAUCUCAAAACAUCCUAAUAUACUUUCAUUCAGAUGAAGCCAUUGCUUGGAAAGGAUUUUCUGCUACAUUUAACAUAGUUAACAAAGCUUCAAAGCAAAUGCAAAAGAUUCAGACAGAUGAUUCUUAACAAUGAACAAAUACUCUUUAAUUAAACUAGUCUUUAAAAAAAAAUAUUUUGUUGGUCAAAUUCUAUGCAAUAAAUCUGCACCAGAAAGCUAUUCUUAAUAUU
Molecule: messenger RNA, 3348 nt
Organism: Biomphalaria glabrata
Lineage: Eukaryota; Metazoa; Mollusca; Gastropoda; Planorbidae
Product: tolloid-like protein 1
Exons: 24
Coding region: 289-3246 (985 amino acids)
Biological process (GO): proteolysis
Molecular function (GO): calcium ion binding; zinc ion binding; metalloendopeptidase activity
Source: RefSeq, a predicted model, not a curated record